GUUUUAAUGAAUGAAACUGGUUUAAUUUAAUGUAAACAAAAAAUAAAAGACUCAUCAACAGCUUGUGUUUUGAAUUAAAUUCAAGAUAAAAAUGAAUGAAAUAAACUCCAACGUACCGGAGCCUAAAAAAGUAGGCGUUUGGGCUGAAGGCACACACAUCGAAGCGAAAGAGUUCGUUAUACCUAAGAAGUCGCCAGAUUCUAGUGAUGAUAUACCGACAAUACCAGACCUGGAUGAUUUGCAAGACAUCUUGGAAAAAGAAAUAACUACACCACCUGUCUCUGAUCAGAAAGACACGGAAACGGUGAACACUCUUUCUGAGGUUGGAGGUGGAAUAUCAGGAGCUGCAGGGAGCAUCGAAGCUGUAUUAGAAGUACUCAACUCUUACAUACCUCAGGAGGAGAUGGACUCCGCGGACACCGUGUGGACUGUGGACUCCUUGCUCCAGGAAUUGGCUGAAGAAAGUCAGGAAUAGGUUGGUAUUGGGGUGCACAGAAUGAUGAUGUUUAAUGGCUUGUAAAGAAACCUUUAUUAAUCACCAAUCAUGUGAUAGGUAUUGGGACAAAAAUGAAAUGGUUUAGAACAUCUAGUAUUACUUAGUUUGUAACAAACAUACAAACAUUAUGUAACAUUAGUUUCCUACUAUAGUAAUUCUUUUCAUGAUAUUGCAUGUUGUAAUGUCACAUAGUUACUUCUGUUUAACUGGAAAAAUACUGAAGUUAAAAUUAAUUCAUUUAAAGAGAUUCAAAUUGUUUAUAUUACGAACAUAGGUCAAGUGUGAUGCUACAGUAGCUUAAAAUAUUUACAUUUAAUAAGAUAUAGAAUUAACAAACAAAGCAACAAUUUUAUUUUAUAUUUUAAAUGGGGAAGGUAAGAGACCUUCCCAAGCUCAAGGAAUUUUGUGAAGGAAAUAAUGAUUUGAAAUGAAAAAAGAAACAAAAAAAUAAUGUCAUAGUUUUAUUUGUAAAAACUUUUAUUUGUAAUAUUACUAUUAUUAAAUACUGUGCUAUGAUAACAGUUAUUGUAACAAAUUCUCCGUCCAAUUCUUAUUUAUACAUAGACUAAGGAAUGAUUGUUCUCACUUAUUAGUAAAAAAAUAAAUAAUUACAAUUUGAAAA
This is a messenger RNA of Spodoptera frugiperda (fall armyworm), 1118 nucleotides long. RefSeq lists its product as uncharacterized. The transcript has 3 exons. The record is from RefSeq and is a predicted model, not a curated record. Lineage: Eukaryota; Metazoa; Arthropoda; Insecta; Lepidoptera; Noctuidae. Bases 92 to 475 code for a protein of 127 amino acids.